Molecule: messenger RNA, 1080 nt
Organism: Miscanthus lutarioriparius
Lineage: Eukaryota; Viridiplantae; Streptophyta; Magnoliopsida; Poales; Poaceae
Source: the annotation of a GenBank genome assembly
AUGGCGUCGACCUCUCCGAGCCGCUCCUCCGGCGGGGACCCGCCUUCCCCGUCCACGCCCCUCAUCUCCUCGCCGACCUCCCCGUCCCCGGCAUCCGGCCCCUCCGGCGGCGGCCCGCUGGGGCGGCUCACGAGCCUCCGCGGCGCGGCGCGGUUCAUCCGCCGCACGGGGAGCCGGCGCCUGAUGAGGGAGCCCUCCGUGGCGGUGCGGGAGACGGCCGCCGAGCACCUCGAGGAGCGCCAGACCGACUGGGCCUACUCCAAGCCCGUCGUCGUGCUCGACUUGCUCUGGAACCUCGCCUUCGUCGCCGUCGCCGCGGCCGUCCUCGCCGCGUCGACGGGCGAGAGCCCCGCCGUGCCGCUCCGCGUCUGGAUCGCGGGCUACGUGCUCCAGUGCCUCCUCCACAUCCUCUGCGUCACCGUCGAGUACAGGCGCCGGCGCAGGGACGCGGACCAGGAGGGAGCGGGUGAUGAGGAUUUCAAGCUCAGUAUUGUGAAGCACUUGGAGUCUGCAAACACGAUGUUUUCCUUCAUAUGGUGGAUCGUUGGGUUCUAUUGGGUGUCUGCAGGUGGUCAAGCUUUAUCAUAUGAUGCUCCUCAACUUUAUUGGCUGUCAAUUGUUUUUCUGGCAUUUGAUGUUUUCUUUGUGGUCUUCUGUGUUGCCUUGGCUUGUGUGAUUGGAAUCGCUGUUUGUUGCUGCCUUCCCUGCAUUAUUGCUAUCUUAUAUGCUGUAACUGAUCAGCAGGAGGGAGCAUCUGAAGAUGACAUAAACAACCUUUCCAAAUUCAAAUUUCGGACAAUGAGUGAUGCAGACAAGCUAGCUGCCGGCAUUGCAGCACCUGUGGGUGGAGUGAUGACAGAGUGUGGUACCAAUCCUCCUGUCGAACAUAUUCUUUCAGCUGAGGAUGCAGAGUGCUGUAUCUGCCUAUGCUCGUAUGAAGAUGGCGUGGAACUGCGUGAGCUCCCUUGCAACCACCAUUUUCACUGCAGCUGCAUAGACAAGUGGCUUCACAUAAAUGCUACAUGCCCAUUGUGCAAGUUCAACAUCGUCAAGAGCAAUCCCGACAGAGAAGAGGUCUAG